This is a messenger RNA of Bufo bufo (common toad), 1884 nucleotides long. RefSeq names its product ammonium transporter Rh type A-like. NCBI's taxonomy places the organism in Eukaryota, Metazoa, Chordata, Amphibia, Anura, Bufonidae. The record is from RefSeq and is a predicted model, not a curated record. The coding region runs from base 42 to 1454 and encodes 470 amino acids. Gene Ontology annotation, cellular component: plasma membrane. Gene Ontology annotation, molecular function: ammonium channel activity. Gene Ontology annotation, biological process: ammonium transmembrane transport; ammonium homeostasis. The transcript has a single exon.
ACUGAUGAAAGAGGAGCACGUCAAGAUCUCUUCUAUGCAUAAUGUCCAUUGUUUUUUCGGCAAGUCUAAGAUGUCAGCUGCCUGUUCUCCUUCUUAUUUUCCAAGGAGCCUUCAUUGCAAUCUUCAUCUUGUUUUUCAGUUUCGAAGAGCCUUUCAGCUAUUUAAAUACCUCCAAUGUGACAGCAACAGCAGGAGUAGAUGACCUGGACAUUUUCCCUCUCUUUAAGGAUGUCCACAUCAUGUUGUUUGCAGGGCUUGGUCUCAUGCUGUCCUUUCUAAGACUUUAUGGCUUUGGUGGGAUCGCCAUCAACUUUUUGAUUGCCAAUUUCUCCAUUCAGUGGGCCAUGGUUGUUCAAGGCUUCUUCUACCAUUUUAAACAUGGGAUGAUCCACCUAAGAUUGAAUAACAUUCUUGAGGCAGAGUUUGCAGCCGUCACGGCUCUCAUUUCAGCUGGGGCUGUGUUGGGACGGACCAGUCCUGUUCAGUUGAUUCUCCUCUCGGCCUUGGAGAUCCCGCUCUUUGUGAUCAACGACUGGCUGGUCAAUAAGUAUUUCCAUAUUCUUGAUAUAGGAGGCACAGUGGCCAUCCAUAUCUUCUCAUGUUAUUUUGGCUUGGGAAUAUCUCAAAUCUUAUACCAACCAUCACUACAAAGAGGACACAAGAAAGAGACCACAACCUCAAACAGUGAUUUAUUGUCCCUUCUGGGGACUAUCUUUCUCUGGAUCUUUUGGCCAAGCUUUAAUUCCGUCCUAGCAAAAACUAGAGAAGCUCAACACCGGGCCAUUGUGAAUACAUUUCUGGCAUUAAGUUCAGGGACAAUGACUACAUUUGCCAUGUCCAGUCUGGUGGACAAACGGGGCCGGAUAAGCUUAGCACAUCUUCAAAAUGCCUCCUUGGCCGGAGGAGUGGCUGUUGGGAUUUCAGCAGACCUAAUUAGCCCAGGAGGAGCAUUUAGUAUUGGGUGCCUAGCUUCUAUGGCCUGCACCCUUGGCUUUCAAUACCUAAGUCCUUUCUUGGCCAAGAAGAUCAAGUUGCAAGACCAAUGUGGAAUCCAUAACCUGCAUGGUCUGCCAGGCAUCAUUGGCACUAUUGGAAGCAUUGUGGUCAUAUUGCUUGGACCGUUUGAUACUUAUGGCUCUAGUCUACAUGAAACUCUCUACAGUAAUGGUCUGGACGAACAACCUAUUUUGGGGGUUCUGGGAAAUAGAGAGACCUGGACGAGAAAGGGCCAGGCUCUGCAGCAGGCUGCAGCCCUUGGAGUGACCAUAGGAGUAUCACUAUUUGGUGGCUAUAUCACCGGAUUAUUGAUGAGAUUGCCUUGUUUUUUUCAUCCGUUUAAGGAAAACUUUUUUGAUGACCAGUUGUAUUUCCAAGUUUCUGAAGACAUAGAAAACAAAUGGAUUUCAAAUGAGAAACUCCAGGAGCACUUGCUAGUCCCACUAAAGCAAAUAUAAAAGCCUCUUCACAUCUACCACCUUCCUGCUUGACCACGAAAUCAUUUGGCACCCAAUUAGAGUUAAUAACAUAUUAUUGUUUAUUUAAUAUAAUUAUUAGACUAUCCUGGACCUGAAGUUUCUGGUCCAGGAAGCUUAGAUUUAGGAUUUUCAUUUAGUGGACUCCUUGUCUGCAGCACUGGUAUAGAAGGAAUACUGCACUUACCUCUUCCUCUGCAGAAAUUAUCUGGUAAUGAUAUAGUAUUUCCUCUAUGUUAAUGCAGCAAGAUCCCAGCAUAUAUAUAGCUGCAUCAAUCUCAGCUCCUGGGCUUUUGCUGGUUUGACUUGACAGGUAAGGUUAAUUAUGUGAUUUCAUAGUUGUAUUUAAAGGGAACCUGUCACAUUGAACAUGGUGCCUGAGCUGCAGGCAGCAGGUUAUAGAGCAGGAGAA